Oryza brachyantha (malo sina) is the source of this 1833-nucleotide messenger RNA. RefSeq names its product receptor-like cytoplasmic kinase 176. The transcript is spliced from 6 exons. Gene Ontology annotation, biological process: protein phosphorylation. Bases 303 to 1508 code for a protein of 401 amino acids. The record is from RefSeq and is a predicted model, not a curated record. Gene Ontology annotation, molecular function: protein kinase activity; ATP binding. NCBI's taxonomy places the organism in Eukaryota, Viridiplantae, Streptophyta, Magnoliopsida, Poales, Poaceae.
CUGUCUAUCUGUUUCUGUCUCUAUAUCCUAUCUUCUGCAAGAACACAGGCAGGGAGAGAAAGAGAGGGGGUUAAUUGGGAGUAGGAUUGAGUUGUGAGAAGGAGGAGGAGCGUGUGUUCUGAUUUGUGAUUCGGUCUUUGUUGUUCUGAUCGUUUCUGGUGCUGUGCUGUGCUGGCCUCUCGUUCUUGAGCCUUUGCCGAUUCGAUUCCAGGGAAAAGGCGGCGCCUUUUCCCCUUUUUGCCUGAGUUAGGUGUGGUGCUUCUUGGGCUCUACCACAGAGAGGCGGUGUUGGUGGAUUCGCCAUGGGGAAUUGCUGGGGCGCCAAGAUCAGCUCGGAUAGCCCCUGUCGCAGCUCCUCAUCUCCUUCUGGGGGGACAUCCAAGUUGAGUAAGAAUGGGGCUGCCUUGAGCAACUCCAGUGUGUCUACAGCCUCGGUGCCACCAACACCACGGAGCGAGGGUGAGAUUCUAGAGGCAGCAAAUGUCAAGGCCUUUGCCUUCAAUGAGCUAAGGACUGCCACCAGAAACUUCCGACCAGACAGUGUGCUUGGUGAGGGAGGCUUUGGAUCAGUCUUCAAAGGGUGGAUUGAUGAGAAGACACUUGCACCAACUAGACCAGGAACAGGGAUGGUCAUUGCUGUAAAGAAGUUGAAUCAGGAGGGCCACCAGGGUCACAGGGAAUGGCUGGCUGAAGUAAAUUACCUUGGACAGUUGUCACACCCAUAUCUUGUAAGGCUCGUUGGGUACUGUGUUGAAGAUGAACAGCGCCUUCUCGUUUAUGAGUUCAUGCCGCGCGGUAGUUUGGAGAAUCAUCUUUUCAGGAGGAGCACACAUUUUCAGCCACUUUCCUGGAACCUCCGGAUGAAAAUUGCCCUUGGAGCAGCAAAAGGGCUUGCAUUUCUCCACAGUGACAAGGUUAAAGUCAUCUACCGUGAUUUCAAGACCUCUAAUGUCCUUUUAGAUGCGAACUAUGAUGCAAAGCUCUCUGAUUUUGGGUUGGCAAAGGAUGGGCCAACUGGUGACAAGAGCCAUGUCUCCACAAGGGUGAUGGGGACUUAUGGGUAUGCUGCACCAGAAUACCUUGCAACAGGCCAUCUGACCACCAAGAGCGAUGUCUAUAGCUUUGGAGUCGUGCUGCUAGAGAUGCUAUCAGGACGACGAGCGCUGGACAAGAACCGCCCGACUGGGGAGCACAACCUGGUGGAGUGGGCUAGGCCAUACCUGACAAGCAAGAGGCGCAUCUUUCGCAUCCUGGACGCCCGGUUGGGCGGGCAGUACUCCCUUGCUAAGGCCCAGAAGGCUGCAACACUGGCACUUCAGUGCAUCUCUGUGGAGGCCAAGAACAGGCCUAACAUGGAGCAGGUGGUCGCCGUAUUAGAACAGCUACAGGAUGCCAAGGAAACAGGGACAAACCCUCAGCUGCAGAAGAAAUCCAGCAGCAAGAGUGCAGGUAGCAAUGGCUCGAAGCCGCCAUCGAGGGGGAAGCCCGCAUCUGCGAGGCCAGUUUGACUGAACAAUCCUAUACAUAAGAUAGAGCUUUGUUGAGAUGUAGUGUAGGCUCUUAGAGGGACCUGUAAAGAAGAGGAGGAAGAGUUGUGAAUCCUUUGGUGCUUGCCCUGUGUAGUUGUUUUUGCAGCUUCUCGUCAGAGUCUUGUCUGAAGUAAAAAGUAUUGUCGUCGCCUAUCUGCAUGCAGUCAGUUCAGUGCAUUGUGGAUUGUACAGCUUAUAUGGUUCCAACGCUGCAAAAUUUUUGUUCGAUGAAACAGCUGUGCCCAAAUCCAGUUUCCCGUAAUUGUCAAAUCUACAAGCUGGCCCAGAUCAUAUUUUUGAGCUC